Molecule: messenger RNA, 1866 nt
Organism: Nerophis lumbriciformis (worm pipefish)
Lineage: Eukaryota; Metazoa; Chordata; Actinopteri; Syngnathiformes; Syngnathidae
Source: RefSeq, a predicted model, not a curated record
AUGGACCUGCGCUCUGAGCUCCUGAAGUCAAUCUGGUAUGGCUUCACUGCACUGGAUCUGGAGAGGAGUGGAAAGGUCUCCAAGUCUCAGCUGAAGGUGUUGUCACACAACCUCUGCACAGUGUUGUCCAUCCCUCAUGACCCAGUUGCUUUGGAGGAGCACUUCCGGGAUGAUGAUGACGGUCCAGUCUCCAGUCAGGGUUACAUGCCCUAUCUCAACAAAUACAUCCUGGAUAAGGUAGUUGAAGGUUCCUUCAACAAGGAAGAUGUGGAUGAGCUAUGUUGGACCCUAACAGCUAAGAAAAACUACAAACCUAACAGGAGUUCAACCACAGUUUUGGCCGAGAGGGAUGCAUUUCGGCUUUGGUGCCUUUUUAACUUUCUGUCGGAGGACAAGUACCCUUUGGUGAUGGUCCCUGAUGAGGUGGAGUACUUACUCAAGAAGAUAUGUGCAGCAAUGAGCGUUGAGCUAAAUUGUGUUGAACUGGAGGACUUACUCUCCCAAGAUGCAGUGCAACAGAAAGGCAUUACUGUUUGGUUUUUCUUGGAGAUGAUGGAUGCAGGAAAGCUGGCUAGAGGCAUUGAUAGGAGUGUCAUCAGUAUGGCUAUUGAAGAAGUAUACAGGGAGAUUGUUGGAGAUGUCCUCAAAGAGGGUUAUUUGUGGAAGAAAGGCCAACUCAGGAGAAACUGGAAAGAGCGUUGGUUUACUCUGAAGCCAGGCAACUUGUUGUACUACACUGGGGAGGACCGCAAGGAGUGCCAGGGCAAAAUUGCUUUGGAUAGUAACUGCUGUGUAGAGGUUCUGCCGGACCGCGAUGGUAAAAGGUGCAUGUUUUGUCUAAAAACGCUCUCCAAAUCAUAUGAAAUGAGCUCGUCAGACACCAAACAAAGACAAGAAUGGACAACAGCCAUUCAGACAGCUAUCAGGCUGCAUGUUGAGGGGAAGACGUCCCUGCACAAAGACUUGAAGCUGAAACGGCUCGAGCAGCGUGAGCAGCGUGAAAAGAGGCAGAGGGCCAAGGAGGAGGAGUUGCAGAGGUUGCGGGAUCUACAAGAAGAACGGGAGCGCAAGCUGGCUGAGCUGGAGCUUUUGAGGGAAGCGCAGAAACAGGCCCAAGUUCUCCUAGAGCAGGAUGAAGAGAGGAGGCGACAGCAACACGAGCAGCUCCAGCAGACCUUGGAAGUGCAGCUGCGAGAGGCCGAGGAGGUGCGAAUCAGUAUGCAGGCAGAGAUGGCUCUAAAAGAGGAGGAAGCAGAAAGGCACAGGAAGAGGAUCAGCGAGCUGGAGGAGAUGCAGAAACGACUGGAGGAGGCACUUCAGCAGGAGAUUCGAGCCAGGCUGGAUGAGGAAGCUUUCCGUUACGCUCAAGCAGGGUUACUUGCUGAGGAGGAAGAGAAAAUGAAGGCGCUGAUGACCCUGCAGGAGGAACAGGAAGAGUACAUCCUGAAGACACAGCGGGAGAAGGAGGAGCUACAGCAGGAGAUGGAAGCCAAGUCCCGGGCAUUGGAUGAGGCACAGAGGCAGCUGGAAGAGGUCCGGGCCAAUCGGCAUAGAGUUGACCAGGAUGUAGUGGCUGCUCAGAAAAAACUUCGCCAAGCAAGCACCAACGUCAAACACUGGAAUGUUCAGAUGAACAGACUGAUGCGACCCAUUGGACCUGGCGACAAAAGACCUUUGUCGGGAAGCUUGGUGCCAUCCUUCCAGAUUCCGAGCCAAAGAGAUCCCGGACUGCAUCUCAAAAGAUUUUCAGCAUCUGAGGAUCAAAACGAGGAAUGUAAAGAAAAUCUUAACGACAGCCAUGGUUGCGAUACAGAUAUUGAAAGACGCGAUUCCCACACUUCUAAUGGAGACCUGAACUUCCCCUAA